Messenger RNA from Oryza brachyantha (malo sina), 1130 nucleotides. Its product is annotated as transcription repressor OFP8-like. The record is from RefSeq and is a predicted model, not a curated record. Bases 69 to 860 code for a protein of 263 amino acids. Gene Ontology annotation, biological process: negative regulation of DNA-templated transcription. The transcript has a single exon. NCBI's taxonomy places the organism in Eukaryota, Viridiplantae, Streptophyta, Magnoliopsida, Poales, Poaceae.
CUCACUUUUCUCUUCGCUCCAGUACAACCACCACCUCUACAUUGCCAGCUCUCAAGAUUUCGUCGUCGAUGAAGACGAUGACACUGCGGCGCGGCGGCGGCGGCAUACGCAUCAAGAAGAAGGCCCGCGGCUUCAUGUGCGGCGGCUGCGGCUGCUCCAACUCAAAGGCCGUCUCCAUCUCCGACGGCUCCGACAACGACAAGCAGUCGCCCAUGGCCACGCCGCCAGCGAAUACGUCGAGUACUACCACCACUACGACCACGGGGAGCGCCGGGAACAAGACGACGGCUUCGUCCGCCGCGCCGGGGCGGUCCUCGUUCUCUGCUUCCUACGACGACUAUGUCGACACCGACACCAGCGUGGGGAGCACGCCCAGCGUGGCCGCGCUCCUGCGGCAGCUCGGCGAGCUCGAGCGGAGCGUCCUGUCACUGCAGGGCGCGGUCACCGAUGGCCGCGGCGCCAAGAACGACGGCCGCGGCGGCAGCAGGCGGCACAGGCGGGCUGUAAGUGACGGAGGAGGCGGCGGGUCAGGGAGGGUGGAGGAGAGCGUGGCGGUGGUGAAGGAGUCGGCCGACCCGCUGGCCGACUUCCGGCGGUCCAUGCUGCAGAUGAUCGUGGAGAAGGAGAUCGUGGGCGGGGCCGAGCUCCGGGAGCUCCUCCACCGCUUCCUGUCCCUCAACUCGCCGCAUCACCACCACGUCAUCCUCCGCGCCUUCGCGGAGAUCUGGGAGGAGGUCUUCGCCGGCUACGAGCGCACGCCGGACUUCCUCGUCUCCCACCGCAAGACGAAGAAGAAGCAGCUCCCGCCGAUCUCCUACGCCGCCGCCGAUGACGACGACAUGCACUGGAACGCCGCCUAACAAACUCUCCACUCUACACCAUUCCAAUAUGCUCGAUUCGUCCUCCAUUCAUUUCAUCGUAGCCGUUCAGAUAUUUUCGCUUCCCUGGGACGACAUUUUAGCGAGAUUCUGUUAAUUAUAGCUUCUUGAUGCAUUUCUUUCGGCGAAUUCAGUAGGAUUUCAGGCUUUGUACAAACUACAAACAAAACCUAGUGGUUUCCGCAGGCUUUUUGGGUGUUUUUGUAUCAUGUAUUUCUCCGGAAUUCUGUUGCUGAUAGCAAAACCAAUCUU